GUUUGUCUGUUUUAGCUUCCAGAAGGGGAGAGAGAGAGAGAGAGAGAGAGAGAGAAGCAAUACUGAAGCACACACACACACACACACACACACACACACCUGUAUAACUACCAUACAAACACACCUGCAGACACCAGCCCACUUUCCUCAGCCAUACACCCAUCACAUCACACCCAAACAACUACACCUAAAACACACAAACACACUACAACCCUAUAAAACGCAUCCUACACCCCAAAAACACACACACAGCCUCUUCCUCCCUUCGUCAGGAGUACUCAUGAGACUUACACUACUCCUUCAGGCAGAGCGUGAAGAAGGACGGUGUUAGAAAACUUGUCAGGAGCAGAUUAGGUGGCUCCUUCUUGCAAUUCCCUUCGGCAGGAGUAGAAAUAAAUAUGAAGCAGAAGGGAGCUUUAUGUGUGUACUGCUGCAGGAGAAGGAAGAGGAGGGUGAAGUGAAGGAAGAGCAGGAGGAAGAGGAGGAACAGAAGGGUGAGGAUAAGAAAAAGAAUGAGAGUGAGGAGGAGGAAGAGCAGGAAGAGCAGGGAAGUGAGGAGGAGAAAGAGGAGAGGGAAGAGCUGUAGGAUGAAAACCAAGAAGAGAAGGAGGAGGAGGAGGAGGAAGGAGCAGGAGAGUGAGACGAGAAAGACCAAGAGAAAGAGGAGGAGGAGCAGGAGGAUAAAGACGAGGAAGAGCAGGAGGAUGGGGACAAAGAAGAGAAGGAAGAGGAGAAGGAGGAGAAGGAGGAAGGGGACAAGGAGGAAGAGGGACGCCUGACGGAGGGUCUUCUGCCAGUUGCUAGUCGUCAGGUCCCAGCGGCAAGAUUCUCUGAUAGGCAAAUGCAAGGUAAGUGUAAUCUAUUUUACCUUUCCUUCAUUCCUUCACCUUCUCUCACUCUUACCUGGGGAACUUCAUAAUCAUUCUAUCUUAAGCAUUAACUCUUUCACUCCCAAACAAAUUUUCUCCUUCAAUACCCAUAAAUUACUAAACUAUUCUUGUGCUAAAUUCACAUAAAUAUUUGUGCAUAUAAGGUAAAAACACUAUUAAUAUCCCGUUUUCUCUCUUCUCUCCCCUGUGUCUCCACGCAAACCGUUUUUACAGUGCUAAGGUGAAAGAAAGAUUUGAAAGGGAUAAACGUUACUUGAAUUUCGACUUAUUUACGUAUCAGUACUAAAAGUUGUGUAAAUUUAUGUUCAUUUAAACUCUGAGCACACGAUCCUGUCUAAACCUACGUGCGUCCAGUGAUCCGAAGCGUUGAGACACAGUAAAGCUUCGAGCGGGACUAGUGGAGCUUCGAAUCAGUAAACCAGGAGGCAUCAGGCGUCAGUGCGAUACCAGGAGGCAGGGACUUGAGCCACGCACCCAGGCAACCUCUUCCCUCUUCUAUAUCUGUGAAGGGUGUUGCGUUGAGUCCACCUAAUGUCUGAUUCUUAUCGUGUCCCCUGCGGUGCGAGACUUCACUCCAAGGCUCCCAGCGCUUCCCUCCUUCACGCCUCGAGCUUGUGAAGUCUGCUGAGUCUCGUCUUCAUUGCUUCUUUCCUUAAUUAUGUCUUUAUGUGUCAGUGUUCAGUGUGCGUCGCGUGUCACCUUCAGCGGGACUUUCACUUUCGUCACCCUCAGGAAGAAGAAAAGACGCCUCAUCACUUCACCCUCAGCUACUGGUACAAAUGAGGAUGCUGUCCCUUUCACCACGCCCCCUCCUCCCGCUUGGCCAGUCGUACCUCCGCCCUGGCCCAACCGAUGCCUGAGUCUGAGUCGUCGCAGCACCGGUCGCCAGGAAGUCCCCGCCGCCACCCAGCCAGCCAGAGUCCACACCCCAGCCACCCCUCCUUCAGACACUCCUGCAGCUCCCACGAUGUCAGCGAAGGACUGUCCUGUGACCUUGAAGGAUGAAGGAGAUCAAGACACCAUCACCUAACGGCCACAAGAGGAAGAGGAACUCACCAGAGG
Scylla paramamosain (green mud crab) is the source of this 1952-nucleotide messenger RNA. RefSeq lists its product as uncharacterized. Bases 1549 to 1920 code for a protein of 123 amino acids. The record is from RefSeq and is a predicted model, not a curated record. Lineage: Eukaryota; Metazoa; Arthropoda; Malacostraca; Decapoda; Portunidae. The transcript has 7 exons.